ACGUGCGUUGCGACAGUUUGGAAUGGAAACGAAUGUUGAUAUCAUUGAAAUGAUGUGUCGCACUCGCAGCGAACUCCUUGCUCUAUCCCACUCACCUUUAGUGUUGUUUAACAACGGGUAAGACCGUGUUCUUAGGCUGGCCGUGAGGUACGUUUUGCGAUUUUUGACGCAAUUAUGAAUAGCUAGCAUACACACAUUGGUAGAGUUCGGACUAAUUUGGACUGUACAGCCUAAUUUUGUGGUUCAAGUACGUUUUCAGUUCAAUUCUUCCAAUGCUUUGGUUUUGUUGACGGGAACUGAAUACCCCUCCUUAAUGUGUCGCUACAUCCUUGACAAACCUAAAUGACAGGACCUUCUUAAGCGUGGACACGGAUUAUAUUACCGGAUUUUGGAUAUUAUAUGAAUUCAUAAAGACGUGUGUCAUAUUUAUUGUGUCACGCUAUUGCCUCUUAAAAAUACUGGCAGGAUAAUUUAGAAAUCCGCCUGGUGUUUUAUUCUGAAAUUCCCGAGCGGAAAGCGUGCCUGGUUCUCUUAUGAUUGACGUUGUCAGGAAGUGGGAUGUGGCCAGAUUGUAUUUGUGCUGCUGUUCGAGAUAUGAAAAUCAUUGAAUCAGCGCGCUUCGGGACCUCUGCUUCGUCGCAGGUGACCGCGGGGAUUAGGACAGUGUUGCCGAGCGUCACUCAAGUUGCCGUGGGUGGUCGAAGGCAGCAAACAGAGCCGCUUGGCUACCUACGUCUGGACUGGGCCACUUUCCUAAAGGUCUCACCACCGCACGCCCAAACAAUGUAUCGCACAUAUACCCAAUGCGAUUCUUACGUAAAAAGUAUGUGAAUCCAUACAGUGACGUUUUUUUACUUGAUGUAGGACCGAGAUUAGUGGGCUGUGUUGUUUAUUACUAAUGUCAGCGAGUCAUCAUCGCCGAAUGAUGAUGAAAUCCACGUUAGCGCUCGGCAGACUGGAGCUGACUUCCAGCACAGUCCCUGUCGGGGUCAACAUCAGCCCGUGCAUCUCCCCGGGACUCUCCGCCAAGGAGAAGAGCGGCCAGCGGCCAAAGGAACCACAAGGCCCGGCUCACCUGGAUGGAUGCGUGCCUCUGUCUCAUCAGGUGGCGGGUCACAAGUAUGGAGUCGAUAAAGUGGGAAUUCUGCAGCAUCCAGAUGGAACAGUCUUGAAGCAACUCCAGCCUCCACCCAGAGGACCAAGAGAGAUGCAGUUUUACAGCAUGGUAUAUGCAGAGGACUGCUGUGACCCAUUUCUUCUUCAGCUCCAGAACCAUCUACCAAAAUAUUACGGCACCUGGUCCUCUCCUGAUGCACCUAAUGACCUGUACAUGAAGCUAGAGGAUGUGACUCGACACUUCGUCAAGCCGUGCAUCAUGGAUGUGAAGCUCGGCCAGCGAAGCUACGAUCCUUUCGCCUCACAGGAGAAAAGGGAGCAGCAGAUCAGGAAGUACCCACUAAUGGAGGAGAUAGGCUUUCUUGUCCUUGGCAUGAGAGUUUACAAGCUUUGCGAUGACACGUUUGACACGUUCGACCAGCAUUAUGGAAGGGGACUUCUGAAGGACACCAUUAAAGAUGGCUUGGCUAAAUUCUUCCACAACGGCAUUUGUCUAAGGAAGGAUGCCGUGGCAGCCAGCAUCCGCAGAGUGAAAACUAUCCUCGGCUGGUUUGAGUCUCAGCGUCAGUUGGCCUUCUACGCCAGCUCUCUUCUCUUCGUCUACGAGGGUCUCCCCUCGUCUUUCACCUCAAGCGCCUUUUCCUCCCUCUUCAGCACACCCACAAUCAGCCCAAUUGCGGGCAGCAGGUGUUGGGAUGGGGAGGAAGAAGGAAGGCUGGAAAUAGGAGGCAAGAAAGAAGAGAUGGCAGAGUACAACAACAACAACUUUCAGGUUGCAGUGCCCUGUGAUUGCAGCCUAGACUCUGUUUACACCAAUCAUAGGAAAGGUGGCCUCCAUAUUUGUGCUAAGAGCAAAACUCAUGGCAACAGUGGAGAUGCUUGCACUUUGGGGACAACAACAUGCCAACCCAUUUCUGGAGAGAAACUGCCAGAGGGCCGUGAGCAAGACAACUCUACGUGGUUGUCCCAACAACCACCAAACGGAAAUGGAAACAAAUCCCAACUGGAAGGGAAGGCGGAGGACAAAGAGAGGGAGAAGAGCAGCAGGAGAGAGGAGGACAUAAUGCGAGGACAAGGGGGAGAUGACGCAGCAGAAUUGAGCAGAAGGGAUGCGGACGUGGAAGUCAAGAUGAUCGACUUUGCCCACGUUUUCUCCAGCGAGAGCCACGAUCACGGCUACAUUUACGGCCUCAAACGUCUGCUGACUGUGUUGGAGCAGAUCCUCUGCGAUGAUGUUUAGGCUCCUCCUCUUUUUACCUCCUGAAAAUGAACCACUGUCUCCUCCUACCUGUCCAUUCUCAAAUCUUGGAACGGCCAUCAUCAUCUCAUCUGUGGUAGCUCUCGUGUGUGUGCGUGUUUGUGAAAGCCAGAGGCUGACAGCAGCUCGACGUGCUAACCAUUCCGAUCGAGGUAUCUUUCAUGACGCUCACGAUGAACCAACUCCAAAAUGUGACCUAACCUUUCCUGUACUCCUUUUAAAUUACACUGGAUUUGACAAAUCUAUUUUUAUAUCAUGGCCACAAAAAAAUGUUGUUUCUCAGAACAUCUCAAAUCUUAAGUGAGCCACAGAUGUUUAUAUCAUAGUAACUAUUUGAUAAUAUUUUUAGGAGGUGGUUUUUGUAAGGAUGCUGAGAGACAUUAGCUCUAUGCAUGAAAAAGGUGUAUUUUCUCAUAUUCUUUUUGAAACCACACAGAUAGUAGGCCAAAGCUCAAUUUUAGAAAAAAAAAGACAUGUGAUCUAUUAAAAUAUUCCACAUUACGUUCGAAUUGGUAAACCUGAUUGUGUGUUUGCACAACUUGUUGAUGUCAGACAUCGAUGCAACAAGACGUCCACUGUUCCAUUCUAACAUGUUAUUCGUAAACCAAUCAGCAGACAGCAGCUUGUGCAACUCCACCCUACACAACAAAUGUUUAAACUUUGAACGUAAUUGUCCUGUUUAGCUUAGUGUCUUUGCAAUUGCUCUGCCACACGCGAUACUGAGAGCAGAUCAGAGAAGUAAACACAACUAUUUAGAGACGGAAACUACGUAAUGUCAGGUACUCUAUAUUUGUGUGGAUACAUUUUUAAUUUGUGGAAACAAUUUUGAAAAAUACAAACAAUCUGACCAACAGCAAUUAUCAAAGCACUUACUCUAGCGUUCUUGAUAUGAUACUACCUGGCAUUAUCACAACUGUCCUGUCGCUUUGGUGGUCAUAUCCCCUGUAGCUCCCUGCCUAUAGAAGACAUUUUCCUAACAUUUAGGGACUGCUUUGUUAUCCUGUGAUGUAUUUUUUCAACAUGAACACAGUAUUAGUAACAGUGUCUCUCAGCAUUCACAUACAAUUUCAGUCUUUUAGCAAUUCAUUAAAUUCUGCUCUGUGCAGCAUUAAAAUUCUGCAUAAUUGGCUCUGGUCAAAGUCUUACUAACGUGUUCAGGGCGUUCAAUUCUAUCAUUCGAUCGCCACCAGAAAACGGUUGUUCAUUGUGUUCAGUCAUUGCAACAAUAGCACAAUCUGUAAACAAUUAGAACUACGCUAUUGCAACUGGAUUUUCUUCAUUUACCGUAGGUUUACAGUGCAUUUUCAACUGGAAUUGGAAGCUCAUCAACAAUGUCAAAUUCAAGCGUGGUUUCCUAAAGCUUAAACUGACCCACUUUACUGCCGUGUCAGCCAGGUUAUCUGUACACUUUUACCUUGUGUUGUCACUUUUGUGUGUUUGUGGAAUCCAGUGUCAACAGGGAUUUGACUCAGGUAAUUCAUGGAAAAAAAUCACUCCAGGAUGCAUUGUUAAUAUUACAGGUUGUAAUGGCAUUAUAUAUGUAUGCAAGUAUGUAUGUAUGUAUGGGGAGUUAUAUGUAUGCAUGAUUGUGUAUAUACAAAUGUAUGUAUGUAUACAUACAUACAUACAAACAUACAUAUAUGUAUGAAUGUGUAUAUGUAUCCAUUUUUACUGCUUGUCAUAUAUACAUAUAUAUAUAUGUGUAUAUAUAUAUAUAUAUAUAUAGUACACACACACAGUAUGUAUAUAUCCACACGUUUGUGUAUUUGUUAUACAUAAGUGUGUGUAUAUACUGUAUGUAUACAGUUUUUUCCGUACCAUAGGGCACACCGGAUUAUACGACGCAUGGCCGAUGAGCGGGUCUAAUCAGGUCUAUAUUCAUACAAAAGCGCAUUAUGGGGUCAUAUUAUGAUUUUUCUUAAUUUAAAAUGGUCUACAUAACAUGUAAUGGUGGUUCUUUGGUAAAAAUGUUGAAUAGAUUUUCUAAAAGUCUCUUCAGGAUGCACUGUUUUGUGGGCGGUCUUAUUUACGUGGUUCCACUUCGACAGCGUCUUCUCCCCGUCAUCUUUGUUGUAGCGUGCAAGGACAAGGGUGGAAGAAGUGUCAAAAGAUGGAGCUAACUGUUUUAAUGACAUUCAAACUUACUUAAAUCUAUAAAGGAGCAGCGUCUCCUCAUCCGUGGCUAACAAUUGCAACAACAACGUCGGAAAUGUGUCCCGUGAAAAACCAGCCAGCCAGGACUCUAAUAACUAAAGUUCCGUGGAUUAAUUAUGUAAAUCCACUAAACCGGUAGUUUUUAGCGCUUCCAUAGCGAGUCUACUGUCAGAUAUAAGUUAGAUCUUUACUCUUCUUUGUAUUAGAAAUGGCAACAGCGGAGGAUGAAUGUCCCAUAACAAGAAGAUCGAGAAAAAGAAGCUUUUUGACUACGGCGUCGGCACAAAUUUUCAGGACUUAUGCAGAUCCCAAAUACAGAUCAGCAAGUACCAAAAGGUAAGAAAAGUUGAUUUUGCAUAAUAUUGCGAAACAAAAUGUCAUAUAACAUGUCUGCUAAUAGGUGCCAUUUUGUGGUCCUUAUACACACAAUAAUAAUACCCAAAUGUUGAAGUACAGUACAUCUGACUACGGUAGUCUUAAUGCUCCGACAAGCCAAGCCAAGCGGCUGCAUAGCUUGCCAAAGUCGUACGAAGACAUUUUGAUCGAUUUUUGAGCGCCGUUGUGUAAUGUUCUAUAUUGUAAAUGCCGUCAUAUUGCAGUCCACACGUAUCUCUUAGGUGUAACCGCUAUACACUGGUCACACUUAUUACACCAUGUACCAAAUAAAAUAGCUUUGAGGUCUGUAAGCACAACCAGAAUUAUCCUGUACAUUAGGCGCACGGUCGAUUUUUGAGAAAAUUUAAGGAUUUUAAGUGCACUUUAUAGUCCGAAAAAUACGGUGUGUAUGUGUGUGCAUGUGAAUGUAUGUGUGUAUAUGAGGGACAAGCAGUAGAAAAAUGGAUGUAUAUGUGUGUAUGUAUAUAUACUGUAUAUAUAUAUAUAUAUAUAUAUAUAUGCGAGUAUGUAUUUUUACUUUGCUUUUAAAUAGUAUACCUGCCUGACUACUUGUGCUUUCGUUUGGUUCUGGUUUCUGAUAUUUGCGACCUUAUUUUUUUAUACUAGAGGGUCAAAUAUUUGAGAGGCUGUGCUGCAAUUGAUAUAACAAAAAGGAUUAAUGGUGUGCUCUUCUGCCAUUGUUGUUGUUGUUGUCAUGGAUUGGAGAAUGAACGACUGAACAGUUGGAACAAUUCCGUUCUGGUGGAUACAAUUUAAUAAGACCACAACUUCUGAAGUCGAGUUUUAAGUUUGUAAGGAUGAAAAUGAGUCCUGCUUAGUGGGUGGAGAUAGACAGCAAAUGAAUGUUAUUGUUUUUCUUUUUUUGGGGGGGUGGGUCAAAUUAUUUUAAAGGAGACACACCGGUAUAGAAAAAAAAUACUUGUAACGUCAAAACUCAGUGAAAUACUGUAUUGACCCAAAUAUAAGUCAACCCCUUAUUUUCAAGACUUGUUUAUGACCAUGUAAGAGAAAUGAAAGAUGGUUAUAUCAAAUGCUGUUUUCAAUAGCGGUGAAAUAGCGGGUAGAUUGCAAUGAAACACUUAACGAUGACGUGAGGCGCCAUUACACUUCCACUCAUUCAUAAACCCUCCUGUCAGUCUCAUGGAAGUCAAGCACGAUAACCUUUUCUUCCAGAUUGCGACAACUCUGUGCAUCACACUUCCAUGUCUUAAAGCCACUUGACUCUUGUUUGUUUCAUUGAUUAUCAUUGUCUUAAAAUUAGCAUAAGAACUCCUCUGUUUGAUAACUUUCCCACCUCUGAGAAACGUAUUCGAGUUUUUUUUAUGUGUGUGCCGGGAUGAAAAGCUCCAGCACUACCUGCUGCUGCUUUGCAUCCAGACAUUAAAUAUAAAACAUGUCUUUUCAGAAUUGUCAUUGUGGAGAAGAAGUGUUCCUUUAUCCCAGCCAAUAGGGAGCUUCAACACUUGAAGGCUAAGCCCUCGCUUGAAAAUAAGACAGGCCUCAAACAUGUCACAGGCAUUUUAAGACCCCAAGAAAGCGUGUUAAAUGUGUGAAAAAGAGACACGAAACGUCUCCUUUAAUUCUAAACCAGGGGUGUCAAACAUACGGCGCGGACAGAUGAGUUUGCUAAGUAUAAAAAUGAGCCAAAACAUUUUUAGUGAAAGAAACUGCUGUUCUAAAUGUGUCCACUAGAUGUCGCCAUAGCAAUUCUUUGUAUCUUUGUAGAUUAUACUACAUAUGUAAAAACAAAAAACUAGAGAUGUCCGAUAUUAUCGGCCGAUAAAUGCGUUAUCGGUAUCGUUUUUUUUGUUUUGUUUUUUUAAUUAACAUAAAAAACACAAGAUACACUUACAAUUAGUGCACCAACCCAAAAAACCUUCCUCCCCAAUUUACACUCAUUCACACUCAAUCACACAAAAGGGUUGUUUCUUUUUGUUAUUAAUAUUCUGGUUCCUACAUUAUAUAUCAAUAUAUAUCAAUACAGUCUGCAGGGAUAGAGUCCGUAAGCACACAUGAUUGUGCGUGCUGCUGGUCCACUAAUAGUACUAACCUUUAACAGUUAAUUUGACUCAUUUUCAUUAAUUACUAGUUUCUAUGUAACUGUUUUUAUAUUGUUUUACUUUCUUUUUUAUUCAAGAAAAUAUUUUUAAUUUAUUUAUCUUAUUUUCUUUUAUUAUUAUUUUUAAAAAGUACCUUAUCUUCACCAUACCUGGUUGUCCAAAUUAGGUAUAAUAAUGUGUUAAUUCCACGACUGUAUAUAUCGGUUGAUAUCGGUAUCGGUAAUUAAAGAGUUGGACAAUAUCGGAUAUCGGCAAAAAGCCAUUAUCGGACAUCCCUACAAAAAACACAUGAUAUUAAUGCACCAGUCGGGGAAAAUGAGCAAACUACAUAAAUAACAUCCUGUAAUUUGAUUUUGAUAUAAUUUUUUUAUCUUGGUAGUUUGACAAUUAACAUCAAUGAGUUGACUGAUGAACAUUAUCACAUAAUUUAUUCAGAAAGUAUAAAUAAUGACAAAUAAAGAUAGAAUACUAUUAACCGCAACAUGUAAGUGUAAAAAAAUAAACAUGAUUUGUACAUUUUCAGAAUGUGCUUGUUCUAUUUGUAAACAAAGAAAACAAUCUGAAGUUGUCUUUAUUUUUAAGUUAUCGUGCCGUGAUUUUAGCAGUCCGGCCCAAUUGGGAGUAGAUUUUUCUCCAUGUGGCCCCCCAUCUAUAAUGAGUUUGACACCCCUGCUCUAAACGUAUAGUUAUUUGCCUCAUUUUAUUUUAUUUUAUUUUCCAAUUGUGUUCAAAUUUUACAGAUGGAUUAGAAUUGAGAAUUCUGUAUAUUUAUAGAGGUUUGUAGUUUGUUCUUAAUAUAAGCUGACGCUGCAGAAAUGAUGGCUGGACAGAGGAAGCUGAGACUAAAGAUGCAGGAACCACUUGGAUAAUGUGAAAAUAAAACACCAGAACCUUAAGCAGAAUUCAGGUUCGUAACUUUGCUGGUAAAGGAAAAAAUAUUCUCCUAUUGGUCCGCUCAACUCCAAUAUAUUUAUCUAGUACAUGAAAUAUUACUUUCAGUGCUGCUGGGCAUUAGUUUGAAUCCAACAUUCUGCAAGGUGUGUGUGCGUGUGUGUGAGAUGUUUACUGCCCUACUUUGAACUGAUGUGCACAUGCAGGCCUUUUUACACAAUAUGUAGCUUUUAAAUAUAUACAAUGAAAAUGAUAACCCCUUUGUAUUAGAGCCCAGUUGCAACUUAAAUGUGACAAAAAGAGACGGCUGGUAAUUACAAUCAACAUACUGUACAUUUGAAGAGUCUUUAAACGUUUACAUGAUUUAGCAAAGCUGUAUCUGGAACCGCUUCAUAAACUUGAUUGGGUUUUGUCUUUGUCUUCUUGAUAUUUUCCUUCAUUCAGUCUGGCAGCUUUAUCAGUCUUGCUGCUCGUCUGGCUGUGGCAAGCUAACAAAAGUCCAUAUCCUGCAUAUUCACGUGUAAUAAUUGUUGUCACUGAUGCAAGCUUGUUGUGUAACGCCAUAACCAUGCUACCAUACUUUUACACACGCCUAACUUUAUGUACAAACCUUUUACAGCGGAAUAGUCUACUAUUUUUUAAAUGAUCCUUAUCAGUUAUAACGACAAAGCAGGGGUGAGACGUGUACAUUAUACAAAAGUUAUUACAAUUUAUUAUGAAAAAACACACAGAAAUAUAAGGUUCUUACUUCUUGUCUUUUGUUUUUUGGUUUGCCAAACUUUAUUGAGCCCGAACACAUUGCAGUGCAGUCUCUAAAUUGAAAUGUUUAAUUUGAUUGCAUUUCAAGUUUUUUGGGGGGCAAUUGAAGUAAGCUGUUCAAACUAUGAUGAGUUGAUGAUCAACAAUAAAAGAGUUGACUGCUGUUUGAAAUCAAAUGUAAAAACAAUAAAACUCUCUCAUCCUUAACGUUGA
Messenger RNA from Nerophis lumbriciformis (worm pipefish), 8847 nucleotides. It is a transcript of the gene ipmkb, whose product is annotated as inositol polyphosphate multikinase b. Gene Ontology annotation, molecular function: inositol-1,4,5-trisphosphate 3-kinase activity; inositol tetrakisphosphate kinase activity. The record is from RefSeq and is a predicted model, not a curated record. NCBI's taxonomy places the organism in Eukaryota, Metazoa, Chordata, Actinopteri, Syngnathiformes, Syngnathidae. Gene Ontology annotation, biological process: inositol phosphate biosynthetic process. Gene Ontology annotation, cellular component: nucleus; cytoplasm.